AUGCAUGAAGUUGGAUUGCCGUUGGAUCUCAAUUUCUUCACACAGCUGAUUUUGACUCUCUUCUUCCUCUCCCUCGGCCUACUCAACUUUGUCAAAAGAACAGUCGCUAAGUACUUCGAGGUCAGCGGCUCCAGUGAUUUCAUGGUUCUCGACGCAGGGGAAUGCGCCGUUUGUGGUAAAGCUACUACCAAAAAGUGCUCUCGUUGCAAAUCUGUUCGAUACUGUAUUAGCUCUGCGGUCAGACUGGAGCUCGGGACAUAA
Molecule: messenger RNA, 261 nt
Organism: Arabis nemorensis
Lineage: Eukaryota; Viridiplantae; Streptophyta; Magnoliopsida; Brassicales; Brassicaceae
Source: the annotation of a GenBank genome assembly